This is a messenger RNA of Empidonax traillii (willow flycatcher), 2013 nucleotides long. RefSeq names its product protein phosphatase, Mg2+/Mn2+ dependent 1H (gene PPM1H). The transcript is spliced from 10 exons. Gene Ontology annotation, molecular function: protein serine/threonine phosphatase activity. NCBI's taxonomy places the organism in Eukaryota, Metazoa, Chordata, Aves, Passeriformes, Tyrannidae. Gene Ontology annotation, biological process: protein dephosphorylation. Bases 1 to 1539 code for a protein of 512 amino acids. The record is from RefSeq and is a predicted model, not a curated record.
AUGCUCACGCGGGUGAAGUCCGCCGUGGCCAAUUUCAUGGGCGGCAUCAUGGCUGGCAGCGCGGGCGCCGACCACGGCAGCGGCGCGGACUUGCCCCUCCGCUUCCCCUACGGAAGACCCGAGUUCCUGGGACUGUCCCCGGACGAGGUGGAGUGCUCCGCCGACCACAUCGCCCGCCCCAUCCUCAUCCUCAACAAGGACACCCGGCGCCUGCCCUGGACCACGGGCUACGCGGAGGUCAUAAAUGCAGGGAAGAGCACGCACAAUGAAGAUCAAGCCAGCUGUGAAGUCCUCUUUGUCAAGAAGAAAGCUGGAGGCAGUAAUUCUACACCGAACAAGAACUCUUCAACAAAACGGAGGUCAUCACUGCCCAAUGGAGAAGGUCUCCAGCUGAAAGACAAUACAGACUCAGAUGGGAUCAAUCUGUACUACUGGUCUCUGUUUGAUGGACACGCUGGGUCAGGGGCAGCUGUGGUUGCUUCCAAACUCCUACAGCACCAUAUCCUGGAGCAGCUGCAAGAGAUUGUAGACAUCCUGAGGAACACAGCUGUCCUCCCACCGACCUGCCUGGGAGAGGAGCCUGACAACUCGUCCACCAACAGCAGGACACUGACACGGGCAGCCUCCCUGCGUGGUGGUGUGGGGGCCCCAGGCUCACCCAGCACCCCUCCAACACGCUUCUUCACUGAGAAGAAGAUCCCACACGAGUGCCUGGUUAUUGGGGCCAUAGAAAGUGCAUUCAAGGAAAUGGAUUUGCAAAUAGAACGAGAGAGGACCGUGUAUAAUAUUUCUGGUGGCUGCACAGCCCUUGUGGUGGUGUAUUUAUUGGGAAAGCUGUAUGUGGCAAACGCUGGUGAUAGCAGGGCUAUAAUAAUCCGAAAUGGUGAAGUCAUUCCAAUGUCUUCAGAAUUCACUCCAGAGACUGAGCGCCAGCGACUUCAGUAUCUGGCUUACAUGCAACCCCACUUGCUGGGAAAUGAAUUCACACAUUUAGAGUUUCCACGGAGGGUGCAGCGCAAGGAAGUUGGGAAGAGAAUGCUCUAUCGUGACUUCAACAUGACUGGCUGGGCAUACAAAACCAUUGAGGAAGAUGACUUGAAGUUUCCCCUUAUAUAUGGAGAAGGCAAGAAGGCUCGGGUUAUGGCAACAAUUGGAGUGACACGAGGACUGGGAGACCAUGACCUGAAAGUACACGACUCCAAUAUAUACAUCAAACCUUUCCUGUCCUCUUCUCCUGAGGUGAGAGUCUAUGACCUCCUGCAGUACGAGCACGGGCCAGAUGAUGUUCUGAUCCUAGCUACUGAUGGACUCUGGGAUGUGCUGUUAAAUGAAGAAGUGGCAGAAGCUGUCACUAACUUUCUACCAAACUGUGACCCCGAUGAUCCCCACAGGUACACGCUGGCGGCACAGGACCUGGUGAUGCGAGCCAGGGGAGUGCUGAAGGACCGGGGCUGGCGGAUAUCCAAUGACAGGCUGGGAUCUGGAGACGACAUCUCUGUCUACGUCAUCCCUUUAAUACAUGGGAACAAACAGUCAUGAAAGUAGCAUCAAGAGUGGUUAUAGGAUGGGGAUCCUUUUGGGAAGGGCCUGUAAGAGACGUUAUGGUUUUGGUGGUCUGACCAGGACACUUACAACUGAUGUAACGCUGGAGGGGUAUUUUUCUGCCCGAAAGGUAGGGCUCUGCACAUAUACUGUAUAUGAUUAAAGGUAACCCUUAAGAUUCCAAUUUCCCUAUAGAAAUGGUUUUGGUGCUUAACAGGAAUGGGAUUUAAAUGCUGCUAGCAUUUUAUUGAUUCUGUCAUCCCUCCAGGUGGGGUGGGGAAUUAAUUUUUUUCUCAGUUUACCAUGUAGCUUGGAAGAGCCAUUUCAGUUGUGAAAGUAGAAGUGGGUAUCAGAAGCCACAGAGGCUCCUGAAAUCUACCCCCAAAUAUUCAGAAGGUGACUUGGGUCACAUCUCAUUAAAAAAAAAUAUAUAUAUACAUACAUAUAUAAGACUCAAGAGUUUUCUUCUUU